GCUGACAAAGUAAAUUAUAGCCAAUUAUAGACUUUCCCCUACUGGGAUAUUUGUCUUUAGUUACUCUCACUCAGCCUCUCACUCAACACUAAAAACUUGCUCGCACCUCUCUGUUUUCUGCUUUGGGGUUUUGCACUGGCGUUUGUCCUUUGAGCUUGAGUUCAUGGCUUCAUCAUCAAGGAAAACUUGCCUUCAAUGUCAAGCCUCCAGCUCCAGCUCCAACUCCGACGGUUUCAGAAACGGUUGGCGCCUCCGCAGCGGCGAGUUUGCUCAGCUCUGCCGCCGUUGCGCUUCUGCCUAUGAUGAGGGGAAGUUCUGUGAGACUUUCCAUUCAAACGAUGAUGGUUGGAGAGAUUGUGAAGCUUGUGGGAAGUUGGUCCAUUGUGGAUGUAUUGUAUCAUUCAAUACAUAUUUGCUGCUGGAUUUUGGUGGAAUUAUGUGCAUUGAGUGCUCAAAGAUUAGUUUUAUCCUGGAGCAUUUUCUUUUCCUUCAAGCUUACCCUCCCAAUAGUGCAAGAAACCGUUGCAUGUAUCCUGCUAGUCCACUACCGUUUGGUGAUCCUCAGCAGGAUCCCUCAAGGAAGAACCAAAAGGAAUCCCAAUAUUGCCCUCAUGCCAAUGGGUCAGAGCUGCAACAGAUCUGCACAAUCCCUGGCUCCAUUGUCACUCCUCUGUUUGAGAAGGUUUUGUCUGCUACUGAUACUGACCUCAAACUGUCACGUCUCUUCAUACCUAAGACGUGUGCAGAGACAUUCUUUCCAGACCUUUGUGGACGGCAUGGGAUGCCAAUCAGUAUCCUGGAUACGGAAGGCAAGCAAUGGGAAUUUUUCAUCCGUUGCUGGCCCAAUCCUAGCAGUAAGACGUAUGUUCUAGAAGGGCUGAGAGAUUACAUUAUUGCCAAGAAAUGGCAGGCAGGUGAUAUAGUAACAUUUUGCCAAACUAAACCAGGAGGAAAGUUGAUGAUGGGAUUAAGGAAAACUUCUACCGGCUCUGCCUCCUCAUGAGUCAUGAGAUUUAAGCCUUGAGAGUAUUGCAAGCUGCAGCAGAGUUAUUGCCGUCGUUCAUAUGCUGUUGUCAAUGGUCGAGAAUUUUAACGGAGCAUAUAGGGGCACAUCUCGUUCUUUUUUUCAUGGUCCCAUGAUUUUUUAGUUCUGCUCAAGCUCAAUCUUUAAUAAAGAUGUAUUUGCAAAAGUACAUUCAUGAUUGGUUUUUCGAAAUGUAAAAGCGAGAAACAUAGCCAAAAA
Ipomoea nil (Japanese morning glory) is the source of this 1243-nucleotide messenger RNA. Its product is annotated as B3 domain-containing transcription factor VAL3-like. Gene Ontology annotation, molecular function: DNA binding. The transcript has 9 exons. Bases 164 to 1003 code for a protein of 279 amino acids. The record is from RefSeq and is a predicted model, not a curated record. Lineage: Eukaryota; Viridiplantae; Streptophyta; Magnoliopsida; Solanales; Convolvulaceae.